This is a messenger RNA of Triticum urartu, 1912 nucleotides long. RefSeq names its product pentatricopeptide repeat-containing protein At5g50990-like. Gene Ontology annotation, molecular function: protein binding; RNA binding; zinc ion binding. Gene Ontology annotation, biological process: RNA modification. Lineage: Eukaryota; Viridiplantae; Streptophyta; Magnoliopsida; Poales; Poaceae. The record is from RefSeq and is a predicted model, not a curated record.
UCUCCAUUCCAUUGGAUCUCGGUCAGCCGGCCGGAUGCUCAGGCUGCUAGCUGCCCGGUGUUAAUGAACUGCAAGCUUCAGAAAAUAUAAAUUUUGUGCCUGCAUUCUAGGAAAUCACUUCAGCAGCUCAUUUGCACUAUGUCCUACACAAGCUGUUUGAAGAAACAUCCCCUGAGACUAAUCUUUCCAUAUGCCAAUUCCAUCCUCCGAGCGUCUAUGGAAAAAGGCUCCCCACAAAAGUCACUGAUGGACUAUAGCACUAUGCUCCAUUUUACCACAUUUUGCCCUGAUUACAGAACAUAUGUUCUCCUCCUCAGAGCUUGUUCAAAAUGUUCAGACAUCUAUGCUGCCAUGCAAAUUCAUUCACAUCUCACUAAAGCUGGGUUGUUAUGUAAUCAAGAUAUAAUAGCUCCACUUUUGAGGUUGUAUAUCGAUCAUGGUCGCAUGAUGGAAGCAUGUGAACUGUAUUGGCCAAUGCUUGAGUGGAGUACCGAUCCUUUCCAUGGUAAUUUGAUGCUUAUGGGAUUCUUGAAGGGAGGACAGCUAGACAAAGCAUAUCAGAUUUUCAAGAGGAUGCCUGUCAAGGACCUGGUCUCGUGGAAUUCAAUGAUUGCAGGUGCAGCAAGGAGCUCCCACCUGAAAGAUGCAAUGAAUCUUUUCAGCAGGUUGGUCAAUUCAGGCCUUGUGCCUGACGGUUUUUCAUUCUCUUCAGUCCUGUCUGCUUGUGCUCGAGCUGGUGCCCGAUGUUAUGGUAUGUGGGUUCAUCAACUGAUGGAUGAGCUGGGGGUGGAGAAGAAUCAUCUUUUAAUCUCAGCACUGGUUGAUAUGUAUGCUAAAUGUGGAAGGAUUGAUGUGUCAGUUGAGAUAUUCAACAACGUUAAGAGAAAACACCUGUCCACAUGGAACACGAUGAUUAGUAGCCUGGCAGGGCAUGGUCUUGGAUCUGAUGUGGUGAUGCUGUUCCACAGGAUGGAACUUUCAGGUGUGGUUCCUGAUGGGGUUACAUUUGUUGCACUAUUGACAGCAUGUAGCCAUUGUGGUAUGGUUGAAGAGGCUCGUCAGUACUUUGAAACGAUGUCUACAAAGUAUUCAAUCACUCCAAAGGUUGAACACUACGGCGCAAUGGUGGAUACACUGUCACGAGCUGGGCUGCUGGAUGAAGCAUACAACUUGGUGAGGUCAAUGGCCGUGAAGCCUGAUGCUGUGAUAUGGAGGGCAUUACUUAGUGCUUGUCGUAGGUACCAUCAAACCAAAUUAGGUGAUGUCACUAUUGAACAGAUAACAUGUCAGGGCAGCGGUGAUUAUACGCUUCUUUCAAAUAUCUACUCAUCAAUAAACAGGUGGGGUGAUUCAGAGGAAGUAUGGAAAGAGAUGAAGAAAAAGAAGGUACGUAAGAUCAAGGGCUUGAGUUGGGUUGAAUUAGGGGGGAGCACCCAUGAAUUCAAAGCUGGUGAUCGAUCUCAUCCUGAUUCUGAUGAUAUCUACCGAGUGCUGCAUGGCUUGUUGAAAAAAGCGAAGGCUGAAGGUUAUACCCCAUCCACUGAAUUAGUAACAAAAGAUGUAUCACAGGAGGAAAGAGAAGAAAACCUCAGCUUCCACAGUGAGAAGCUUGCAGUGGCUUAUAGUGUUCUUAAGACUGGUCCAGGGACAGAAAUAUUGGUGUCAAAGAAUCUGCAGGCAUGCGGUGACUGCCAUGAAUGGAUGAAGAUAAUUUCAAAGGCACUUUGUCGUGUUAUAAUUAUGAGGGAUAGAGUUCGAUUUCACCGCUUUGAAAGCGGGUGCUGCUCCUGUAAAGAUUACUGGUGAGCACUUGAUGAAGCAACACAGAAAUGAUCUGUACAGCGUCCUAUCAGGGAUUUGGAGAAGCCAUAAGUGGACUAAAUAAUAUUGCUAUGUUCCGCUUGGAUGCAUG